Messenger RNA from Neogale vison (American mink), 4568 nucleotides. It is a transcript of the gene TBC1D14, whose product is annotated as TBC1 domain family member 14. The record is from RefSeq and is a predicted model, not a curated record. The transcript has 14 exons. The coding region runs from base 118 to 2199 and encodes 693 amino acids. NCBI's taxonomy places the organism in Eukaryota, Metazoa, Chordata, Mammalia, Carnivora, Mustelidae.
GCGCGCCCAGCGUCCUCGCCGCGCAAGUUGCGGCUCCCAGGGGGGCCUGGGCUGCGGGCCCGCCGGCCCCGGGGAUGGCGUCGGAGCCGCGCUGACUCUGUUUCUCCUCGGACCAAGAUGACUGAUGGAAACCUGUCCACCUCUACAAAUGGCAUAGCCUUGAUGGGCGUUCUGGGUGGUCAGCCAGGAAACCACAUUCAGAACCUGCAGCACUUGACUCUCAAGGCCCCCCGAUCCCUCUCGUUGCCAGAGUAUGGGCCCAGGCUGAAGCUUGGUCCUGUAGACGAUCGGCACAGCCUCAAGUCUGUGGACUCCGGCAUUCCCACCCUCGAGAUCAGUAACCCAGAACCCGUCCCCUGCAGCGCGGUCCAUGUGAAGAGGAAGCCGUCGGAGCCAGAGAUCGUCCCUGAGCGAGCUUGCCAGAGUGCUUGCCCACUGCCAUCCUACACGCCCCCGGCUACCGGCGGUGCUGAGUGGGAGCAGAGCGUGCGGAAGUCGUCCACAUUCCCCAGGACGGGCUAUGACUCGGUGAAGCUCUACAGCCCCGCCUCUAAAGCCCUGAGCCGCAGCGAUGAUGUGUCUGUGUGCAGCGUGUCCAGUCUCGGCACGGAGCUAUCAACCACGCUGUCUGUCAGCAACGAGGACAUCUUGGACCUUGUGGUCACGAGCAGCUCCAGUGCCAUUGUGACCCUGGAGAGUGACGAUGAUCCGCAGUUCACGGAUGUCACCUUGAGCUCCGUCAAGGAAACGCGUGAGCUGCGCCAGCAGGACUGUGUGGAUGGAACCGAGGAUGGGAGUAAACUGAAAAUUUUGCGACCACUUAGCAGCUUCUUUACCAGGAAUUUGCUUGCUAGAAAACAGAAUGCAAGACUUGACAAACAAAAUGACUUGGGAUGGAAGUUAUUUGGAAAAGUACCACUUCGAGAGAAUGCUCAGAAAGAUUCAAAGAAAAUACAAAAGGAAUAUGAAGACAAGGCUGGACGACCUAGCAAGCCACCCUCUCCAAAGCAGAAUGUGAGGAAGAAUCUUGAUUUUGAGCCACUGUCCACUACCGCUCUCAUCCUGGAAGACAGACCAGCAAAUCUCCCAGCGAAGCCAGCUGAAGAAGCCCAGAAACACAGGCAGCAGUACGAGGAAAUGGUGGUUCAGGCCAAGAAACGAGAGCUGAAGGAGGCCCAGCGGAGGAGAAGGCAGCUGGAAGAGAGGUGCCGCCUGGAGGAGAGCAUUGGCAACGCCGUCCUCACCUGGAACAACGAGAUUUUGCCUAACUGGGAAACAAUGUGGUGCUCUAGGAAAGUUCGAGAUCUCUGGUGGCAGGGGAUCCCUCCCAGUGUGAGAGGCAAAGUCUGGAGCUUAGCCAUUGGCAACGAGUUAAACAUCACCCAUGAGCUCUUCGACAUCUGUCUUGCCCGAGCCAAGGAGAGGUGGCGGUCCUUCAGCACAGGAGGCUCUGAGGCAGAGAACGAAGAUGCCGGGUUUUCUGCCGCAGACCGAGAAGCCAGCUUGGAGCUUAUUAAACUGGACAUCUCUAGGACCUUUCCUAAUCUCUGCAUUUUCCAGCAGGGUGGUCCGUAUCAUGACAUGUUGCACAGUAUUUUGGGCGCUUAUACUUGUUACCGACCGGAUGUGGGUUAUGUCCAGGGCAUGUCAUUUAUCGCAGCUGUGCUGAUCUUGAACCUAGAUACUGCAGAUGCCUUCAUUGCUUUUUCUAAUCUUUUGAAUAAACCCUGCCAGAUGGCGUUUUUCCGAGUGGACCAUGGCCUUAUGUUGACCUAUUUUGCUGCAUUUGAGGUAUUCUUUGAAGAAAAUUUGCCGAAAUUAUUUGCUCAUUUCAAGAAAAACAACUUAACUCCAGACAUCUACCUAAUUGAUUGGAUUUUUACCUUGUAUAGUAAAUCUUUGCCCCUGGACCUGGCCUGUCGUGUCUGGGACGUGUUCUGUCGUGACGGGGAAGGGUUUCUGUUCCGGACAGCCCUGGGCAUCCUGAAGCUGUUUGAGGACAUCCUGACCAAGAUGGACUUCAUUCACAUAGCCCAGUUCCUGACGAGGCUGCCGGAGGACCUGCCUGCAGAGGAGGUGUUUGCAUCCAUAGCUACGAUUCAGAUGCAGAGUCGGAACAGGAAGUGGGCUCAGGUGCUGACCGCCUUACAGAGGGACAGCCGCGACACGGAGAAAGGCAGCCCGUCUCUCAGACACUGAGCAGUCGGCGCUGGAGCAGAUCUCCAGGUGGCACCUGCGUUUCUGAUGGACACACUGACAGCCAAGACGAACAGGCUCUUUGCACGUUUGAUUCUAACCCUGGAGUUGGCCUUAAAACAAAACAAACAACUUUUAAAGAACUCAGCCAAGGCUUAGCCUUAAGCAGCUCAGUGGGGCGAUGAGCUAGUGUUGACCGCGGCCAACACUGCAUAUGCUGCAUGGUGUAAAAAUGAGAUGGUGGCUAAUCCCCCCCCCCCGGUUUCACAAAAGUUAAUUAAAUUGUCAUGCUCUUAUGUCCACUGAUGGGAAAUACAUUACAGUCUUCCUUAGCCAAGGUGCGGGAGAAAUGUACGUAGGUAGCCUCGGAGGCAUUCCUGGCUACUGACCUACUUGAGCGAGGAAGGAGUUAUGGAGCUAGUUAACCGAGAGGACCGUUCCAGGGCUUGAGGGCCUGCUUUUAAAGCCCACCUACCAAAGACAGCAGGAAAGGAAAACAGGCUCUCACAGGUGGUCACCCAGUGUGCCUGUGAGCAACCUGGGAUUUGACCUGACUUCCAGGUUGGCCUUUCUCUACUGUCACCUUGACAGAAUCACAGCACGAGGGCUGAAAAGGGCCACUUGGGUUCUGGGGAACCCCUGCUCUCCCCCCCAAGAUUGCUUCCUCCAUCUCCUGAGCAGGAAGGGCUGCUCACCCAGGAGGCCUGAGACCGCCUUCAGACCCACACCUCCUGUGUGCAGAGGUGCAGAGGCCUGGCUGGCGGGGGCAGCCUGCGCCCUUGCUCCCCUAGAACGCUGCUCUUCCUUGUGUCCCCCGAGCAGCAGAAUCGUCCCGAGUACCAGUGCUUCCCUCCUUGUGCGUCUGGCUGAAAGCUAGAGCGUUGUGAGGGCUGAGGCGCGGACCCACGCAGAUGGCCUUGCAGGGGCUCCCGGUGUUUGUCCCAUCAGCCUCUCCCCACAUAGGUGGUCCCCUGCCCCAACCAAGUUCAUCAGCAACUUUCCUGCUGGAACCUCUCCUUAACUAAGAAUUUUAUUAAAAGCGCUUUGGUCAUGGUCAUGCACAUUCGAAGACGGGGAUGGUUUUCACACAGAAGAGCCCAGAGGACAGGCAGGUCUGUGGAGACAGGUCCUUGCAUGGACCCGGCUACAUGCUGGUGUCCAUGAGGGCUUGAGAGACUGGGUCCGAGGGCUCCACUGCCCCCUCAGCCACACUCCCCCCGGCUGCCCUCAGUCCGGCCCUGGGGAGCGCCCUAAGCUCCAAGAGUAGGCUUGCCACGAGGUGGCCUGGCUCUCCGGGACCUUUUCUGUCUGCCAUGUUCAUGGCCAGCAUGGGCAGGAGUGGGGGCAAGGGGCCACACCAUGGCCAUGGGUCCCGUUUUCUGGAGUAGUUGCCUUCAUCCCCUGUCUUCUUAACUGAAGUCUCCAGGGAGGUUGCGGAGUGUCUGGGACCCACUCUCUGCCUCAGCCUGGAAGUGCUGGCCUGGCUGUCCUCUCGGGGGAAGCGUCCCAUCUUCACUGAGGGCUCACACUUCCAGACGUAGCCUGCCGUCCACCAUGCUGCUGAUUGUCACCUUGCCGGCCCCGGGCCUCCACCCACACAGGCUGAGUGUCGCUCCCGGAUGUGAGCUUUCUGUUCUGAAAGGUGUAUAUAUUUUCUUACUGUACAUACAGAUGUUCCUUGGUCGGGACAGGAAGCACCGCCGCUGCAGGGCGUGCUUGCCGCUCGUCUGCGCCUUCAGACCCAGCCCUCAGCCUCCUCCGUUGGACAGGCUGACGUCCGUCUCUCGGGACUCAUGGCACCACAUAGGCAUUACGUUUUUAAACGGGUUCCGAGCCGAUGCAGAAUACUUAACCAAAUCUCUAGCUCACAGAGGUUUCGGUGGCCUGUUCAGGGGCUGCCUAGGGCCUUGCCGUGUCUGCCCCAGAGGCCGGGAGCUUGGUCUGUGUGGCCCAUCUGUGGGGUCAGGCUGCUCUGUCGGAUGCCAUCGUUUAGGAAAACGGGGAGCCCACUGGAAGGCUGCGCCCCCUGCGUGUCUGCAUUUUCCUGGCCCAGCUGCCGGCUGUCCAGAGCUAAGACUUGGGGUUCGGCCCCUUGUGCAUCUGGCCCUUUAGAGUCGAAAGCCGUGUCCCCACCUAUCCCUGAAAGCCCAUCUAGAAGCAAUGUUCACUUUCAAAGGUACUUUUUAACCACUCAGUUUUUGACUAUUUGAACAGUUUGCUGAUAGAAACGUCCUGAUAAUACUUGCUACAUACCAUGUUUUAACUGCUUGUACAGUUAACCUUUAAUUUUAUUUAGCAAAGUCUAUCAAAUUAAGACUUUUUGAAUUGUAAAUAAUGUGGUUUUAUUAAAUAAAAGUCAUGUAAAAUUGUUA